Mauremys mutica (yellowpond turtle) is the source of this 1823-nucleotide messenger RNA. Its product is annotated as zinc finger protein RFP-like. The record is from RefSeq and is a predicted model, not a curated record. NCBI's taxonomy places the organism in Eukaryota, Metazoa, Chordata, Testudines, Geoemydidae. The coding region runs from base 4 to 1464 and encodes 486 amino acids. The transcript is spliced from 7 exons. Gene Ontology annotation, molecular function: protein binding; zinc ion binding.
GCCAUGGCUGCAGAGAACCCCGUGGAAAGUCUCCAGGAGGAAGCGACAUGUCCCGUCUGUCUGGAGUAUUUCACAGAACCUGUCACUCUGGAGUGUGGGCACAAUUUCUGCCGAGCCUGCAUCAGCCAGUGCUGGGAGGGAUCCGCUACAGCCGCCUCCUGCCCUCAGUGCAGAGAAACUGUGCAGCAGAGAAACCUCAGGCCCAACAGGCAGCUGGCAAAUGUCCUAGAAAUCGCCAAGCGGUUGAGUUUACAAGCAGCAAAGGGAGCAGGAGGGGACGGGGUGUGUGGGGAACACCAGGAGGCUCUGAAACUGUUCUGCGAGGAGGAUCAAACCCCCAUCUGUGUGGUGUGUGACAGAUCCCGGGCUCACCGCGCUCACACAGUGGUUCCCAUCCAGGAGGCUGCCCAGGAGUACAAGGAAAGAAUCCAGGCCCAUUUGAAGACUCUGAGGGAAGAGAGAGAAAAGCUGCUGGGAUUGAAAACGAUUGGAGAGGGGAAUAGCCAGGAGUAUCUGAAACAAACACAAACCGAGAGGCAGAAGGUUGUGUCCGAAUUUCAGGAACUGCGGGAGUUCCUGGAGGAACAAGAGCGAAUCCUGCUGUCCCAGCUGGAGAAGCUGGAUGAGGAGAUUGUGAGGAUCCAGAAUGAAAAUGUCAGUAAACUCUCUGAGCAGAUUUCCCAUCUCAGUGAGCUGAUCAGUGAGAUGGAGGGGAAGUGUCAGAAGCCAGCAAGUGAAUUCCUGCAGGAUAUUAGAAGGACCUUGAGCAGGUGUGAGAAGGGGAAGUUCCAGCAGCCAGAGGAGAUUUCUCCUGAACUGGAAGAGCGAGUCAGUGAUUUCUCCCACAAAACGAUUGUGCUGUUGGAGACUAUGGGGAAGUUCAAAGACUCUCUGCCGUCUGCACUAGAGACAAAAAGAGGAGGAUCCCUAGGAACAUUCAGACAGGUGAAUGUGACUCUGGAUCCAGACACGGCUCAUCCCGACCUCGUCCUGUGUAAGGAUCGGAAACGUUUGAGAUUGGGAGACACACGGCAGCAACUGCUCAACAACCCUGAGAGAUUUGACACUGCGCCCUGUGUGCUGGGCUGUGAGGGAUUCACCUCGGGGAGACAUUGCUGGGAGGUGGAGGUGGGGGAUGGGCGAUACUGGGCUGUGGGGGUGGCCAGAGAGUCUGUGGGGAGGACGGGAGGGAUCAGCUAUAGCCCUGAGGGGGGGAUCUGGGCUGUGCAGCGGUGGGUGGAUCAGUUCUGGGCUCUCACCUCCCCUGUGACCCCCCUGCCCCUGAGCCGGGCCCCCAGCAGGAUCCGGGUUUGUCUGGAUUGUGACCGGGGGCAGGUGACAUUUAUCGAUGCUGGUGACGAGGCCCCGAUCUUCGCUUUCCCGCCGGGCUCCGUCCCUGGGGAGAGAAUCCGACCCUGGCUCUGGGUGUGGGGGCCAGGAUCCCGGCUCCGACUGUGUCCCUGAGACACACAGGGGAUGGAGGAACCAGAAAUCAGCCUCUCUACCCUCAGGGACCCCAGUCUCUAUGACCUUGGAGGACUCCUGUCUACCCAGAACCUGGCUCCUUAUCUCUAUGACCUGUGGAAGCCCCUCCCCUUCCCUGCUAGGGUGACCAGAUUUUAUAGGGACAGUCCUGAUUUUUAGGUCUUUUUCUUAUAUAGGCUCCUACGACCCCCCACCCCCACUCCCGAUUUUUCACACUUGCUGUCUGGUCACCCUAUUCCCUGCAUUCCCAAGGAUGCGUCCAGGAGGAGGGAAGAACCCCUGGGGCUGCAGGAGGGGCAGAGGGGCCCUGAAGAGGAUGGGGAUGGGAAGGAGGCAGA